Messenger RNA from Corticium candelabrum, 1234 nucleotides. RefSeq names its product cyclin-dependent kinase 7-like. Gene Ontology annotation, cellular component: transcription factor TFIIK complex; cytoplasm; nucleus. The transcript is spliced from 11 exons. Gene Ontology annotation, biological process: positive regulation of transcription by RNA polymerase II; protein phosphorylation. Gene Ontology annotation, molecular function: RNA polymerase II CTD heptapeptide repeat kinase activity; cyclin-dependent protein serine/threonine kinase activity; ATP binding. Lineage: Eukaryota; Metazoa; Porifera; Homoscleromorpha; Homosclerophorida; Plakinidae. Bases 17 to 1054 code for a protein of 345 amino acids. The record is from RefSeq and is a predicted model, not a curated record.
GGGAGGUUUGAUAAACAUGUAUGAAGACAGGUCGGCGAACUACAGAAAAAUAGAAUUUCUCGGUGAAGGACAAUUUGCCACAGUGUUUAAAGCGGAAGACUUGGCACACGACGGACGAAUCGUAGCAGUGAAAAAGAUCAAAAUGGGACGACGACAGGAAGCUUCGGAUGGAAUCAAUCGUACAGCUCUACGAGAAAUUAAACUGCUCCAAGAACUAAGCCACCCACACAUCAUCGGUCUGCUCGACGUCUUCGGUCACAACUCAAACAUCAGUCUUGUGUUCGACUUCAUGAACACAGAUUUGGAAGUAAUUAUUAAGGACACGAGUAUAGUGUUGACUGCUGGUAACAUCAAGAGGUAUUUGCUGAUGACUCUGCAGGGUUUGGAGUAUUUGCAUUCCAUGUGGGUUUUGCAUCGGGACAUGAAGCCAAACAAUCUAUUGGUAGACAAAAACGGCAUUCUGAAGAUCACAGAUUUUGGUCUUGCCAAAUUCUACGGAAGUCCCAAUCGAGUUUACACACAUCAGGUUGUUACAAGAUGGUAUCGUUGUCCAGAACUUCUAUUUGGAGCAAGAAUCUACGGUCCCGGCGUCGACACGUGGGCCACAGGAUGCAUUCUCGCUGAACUGCUUCUUCGAGUUCCGUUUCUUACGGGCGAGAGCGACCUCGAUCAGUUGUCAAAGAUAUUUGAGACUCUGGGGACGCCAAGUGACGAUGAUUGGCCGGGUAUGACAAAGCUGCCUGACUACAUCCCAUUCAAGUCAUUUCCUGGCGUUCCUUUCAAACUCAUCUUUAAGGCAGCGAGCAACGACCUCCUUGAACUACUAGCAGGUCUACUCACACAUUGUCCAUCAAAGCGGCUAAUGUCAACGCAAGCGUUGAAGUCCGGCUGGUUUUCCAACAAGCCGCCUCCAACACCGUGUCAUUUGCUUCCGCAGCCAAAGAGUAAAGAAGAGCAGCAGAGGAUUGAAGCGGAACAGCUGGAGGAGAAGAGGAAGAGGCGAACAGAGAAGAUGCAGUCGGCUGGCCUUCCUAAACGUCUCAAGUUCAACUGAGUAUUCGAGCCUCGCACAUCAAACUCUUUACUCUCGGUGGCAGACAAGUGCUAUAGAAAGUAUUAGAUUUAUAAUGCUCAACAUUUGUACAGAAUUUCUACAGAAUGUCAUGUAUUAUUAAUUAAUAUUUCUGGAUACUUCAUAUGGUUUUAUGUGUUUGUGGGGUGCCACAUUGGAAGC